Molecule: messenger RNA, 6400 nt
Organism: Sorex araneus (European shrew)
Lineage: Eukaryota; Metazoa; Chordata; Mammalia; Eulipotyphla; Soricidae
Gene: ATG2A
Product: autophagy related 2A
Exons: 41
Coding region: 240-6029 (1929 amino acids)
Biological process (GO): autophagy of mitochondrion; autophagosome assembly; reticulophagy
Cellular component (GO): phagophore assembly site; extrinsic component of membrane
Molecular function (GO): phosphatidylinositol-3-phosphate binding
Source: RefSeq, a predicted model, not a curated record
UGCGGAGAGUCCUGUCCCUUUGCGCGCCCGCAGGCCCCGCCCCCCGCGGCCAAUCAGUAGAUCGCGCCCUCCGCGAUGGCCAAUGGCAGCGCGCGGGGGGCGUGGUCGGGCGCCCGGGGGCGCGGCCUGGCGCCGUGAGAAGCGGUGGGGCAAGCCGGGGGCUCUCGUGAACAGCGCCAGCCGGACAGAGAUCGCCGGCGGGCGGCGAGCGGAGGCGGCCCGGCCCGGCGCGCUCCGAGAUGUCACGAUGGCUGUGGCCGUGGUCGAACUGUGUGAAAGAGCGAGUGUGCCGCUACUUGCUGCACCACUACUUAGGUCACUUCUUCCAGGAGCACCUCAGCCUGGAGCAGCUGAGUCUCGACCUGUACAAGGGCAGCGUUGCCCUGCGGGACAUCCACUUGGAGAACUGGUCGGUGAACGAGGUGCUGGAGUCCGUGGAGUCACCCCUGGAGCUGGUGGAAGGCUUUGUGGGCGCCAUCGAGGUGGCCGUGCCCUGGGCCGCGCUGCUCACAGACCACUGCACGGUGCGCGUGUCCGGCCUCCAGCUCACCUUGCAGCCUCGCCGGCCUGGCCCAGGACCUGGGGCGGCCGAGUGGCAGAGCACGGGCUCCCGCAUGACCACCAGCAUGCAGCUCGCCCAGGAGUGUCUGCGGGACGAGCUGCCCCAACCGUCCGAGCCGCCGCAGCCCCUGGAGGGGCUGGAGAUGUUCGCCCAGACCAUCGAGACUGUGCUGCGCAGGGUCAAGGUGACUUUCCUGGACUCUGUGGUCAGGGUGGAGCACCAGCCCAGGGACGGGGAGCACGGCAUGGCCGUGGAAGUUCAUGUGCAAAGACUGGAGUACUGUGACGAGGCGGUGCGGGAGCCCGGGCAGGCGCCCCCCGUGGACGUGCACCAGCCCCCCGCCUUCCUGCACAAGCUGCUGCAGCUGUCGGGGGUCCGCCUGCACUUUGAGGAGCUCCCCGCACAGGAGGACCCCCCCGCGCCCCCCUUGCAGAUUGGGAGCUGCUCUGGGUACAUGGAGCUGACGGUGAAGCUGAAGCAGAACGAGGCCUUCCCAGGCCCCAAGCUGGAGGUGGCCGGCCAGCUGGGCUCGCUGCAUCUGCUCCUCAGCCCGCACCAGCUGCAGCAGCUGCAGGAGCUGCUGGGCGCCCUGAACCUCCCAGACACCCCAGGCCUGGCCGACAAGCUGAACAAGAGCCGCCCGCUGGGGGCCGAGGACCUGUGGCUGAUCGAGCAGGACCUGAACCAGCAGCUGCAGGCGGGGGCUGAGCCCCUCAGCCCCGACCCCCUCAACCCCCUCGUCAGCCUGGACAGCACUGACCUCUUCUUCUCCAUGACUGGCCUCACGAGCAGCGCCAUGUCCGCCGUGUCUGACCUGUCCCUCUCUGACGUGGACCUGGCGUCCUCCAUGCGCAGUGAGGCCAGCGCCCGCCGCCUCUCCACCCAGGCCCGCCCCGUCGGCAAGACGGCGCCCGCGCCCCUCCCGGACACCCUGCGCCCUGACUCGCUGCUAAAGAUGACCUUGGGGGGUAUGACCUUGACCUUGCUCCAGACGUCAGCCCCGGCCCCGGCCCCGGCCCCGGCUUCCGGCCUGCCCGACCUCGCCACACACUUCUUUGCCGAGUUUGAAGCCACCAAGGAUGGACCCUUUGGUUCCCGUGACUUCCACCACCUUCGCCCGCGCUUCCAGACGGCCUGUCCCUGCAGCCACGUCCGGCUGACGGGCACAGCCGUGCAGCUGUCCUGGGAGCUGCGGACGGGCCGGGGCCGGCGCACCACCAGCUCGGACGUCCACUUCGGGCAGCUCGAGGUGCUCGAGUGUCUGUGGCCCAGGGGCGCACAGGAGCCCGAGUACACCGAGAUCCUGAGCUUCCCGGGCAAGGCGGGUUCCCAGGCCUCAUCCCGGCCCUGUGCCCACCUCCGCCACACACAGACGCUACGCCGCGUGUCCAAGAGCCGCCCCCACCGCCCCGCGGCCUGCCACUGCCACUCGGAACUGGCCCUGGACCUGGCUCCCUUCCAGGCGGAUGUGGAGCUGGGGGCCCUGCACCGGCUCACGGUCCUGCUGCGGCAGGCCAGCGUCCCCCCCGCGGAGCCGCCCCCAACAGGCCUGCUGAGCGAGGCCCCGCCGGCCCCCGAGCAGCAGACUGUGGUCCGUCUCUCUGCCCCCCGGGCCACCCUGCGGCUGCGUUUCCCCAUCGCUGACCUGCGGCCUGAGCGCGACCCCUGGGCCGGCCGCAGCUUCCGGGGAGAGCAGCUGCAGCUGGAACUGACUGAGCCCCAGUUCCGCUCGGAGCUGAGCAGCGGGCCCGGCCCCCCGGCCCCCACCCGGCUGGAGCUCACCUGCUCCGACCUGCACGGAACCUAUAAGGACGGAGACAAGCCCCCGGUCCCCUGCCUGCGCGCCUCCAAAGCCCCGGACCCCGAGAACCCAGGGGGCAAGUGCUUCUUUCCCCAGGUAGUGGUGACCCUGCACCCCCAGCUCAGCAGCGCGCAGUGGGAGGCGGCGCCCGACAGGGCCGAGGAGCUGGCGCUGUCGGCCGAGAGCCCGUGCGAGCUGGGGGAGCCGGAGCCCUCGCCCUUCUCGGCCAAGCGGACCAUGUAUGAGACGGAGGAGAUGGUGAUCCCCGGGGACGCCGAGGAGAUGCGGGCCUUCCAGAGCCGUGCCCUGGCCCUGUCGCGCUGCUGCCUGGAGCUGCUGCUGCCCAGCGCCCACAUCUUCCUGCCCAGCAAGGACUUCUACGAGAGCCUCUACAACAGGAUCAACAACGACCUGCUCAUGUGGGAGCCCCCAGACCUGCUGCCCGGCGCCCCAUCCCCCGCCCAGCCCCCAGGCGACCAGGACCCCUCGGGCUUCUGGAGCGACCACUUCAAGAUGUGCAAGUCGGCCUUCAAGCUGGACUCGGACUCGGAGGAUGAGGAUGCCCCCUUCGUCUCCGCUCGGGCGCCCUCGGGCCCGCAGCCCCCCGCCCCCGAGGCGCCCAGCCGUCACUCCCAGAGUUCUUUCUCCACGCUGGUGACGGUGCUGAAGGGGCGGGUGACCGCGCUCUGUGACACCAAGGAUGAGGCCGGGAGGCGCCUGGAGGCCGCCCAUGGGGAGCUGGUGCUGGACGUGGAGCGAGGCAGCCUGUUCAACGUCGCCCAGUACCGUGGCCAGCCGGGCCUCGGCUACUUCUGCCUGGAGGCCGAGAAGGCCGCCCUGUACCACCGAGCGGCUGUGGACGAUUACCCGCUGCCCAGUCAGCUGGAGCUGCCCAGCUUCGCGCCCCCGGCCCAGCUGGCUGCCACCAUCUACCCGUCGGAGGAAGGGGUGGUGGAGCGCGGAGCCUCGGGGCGCAAGGGGCAGGGGCGGGCCCCCAACAUGCUGUCCACCGCCGUGCGCAUCCACCUGGACCCCCACAAGAACAUCAAGGAGUUCCUGGUGACGCUGCGGCUGCACCACGCCACCCUGCGCCACCGCACGGCCCUGCCAGGACAGAGCUGGUACUCGCAGCUGCUGGAGUUCCUCGACGUGCUGGACGACUCCAUUCUGGGCUACCUGCCCCCGACGGUCAUCACGGUGCUGCACACGCACCUGCUGUCCUGCGCUGUGGACUACAGGCCCCUCUACCUCCCCGUGCGUGUGCUCCUGACCGCCGAGAGCUUCUCCCUGUCCAGCAACAUCAUCAUGGACACGUCCACCUUCCUGCUCAGGUUCAUCCUGGAUGACUCGGCCUUGUACCUGUCCGACAAGUGUGAGGUGGAGAGCCUGGACCUGAGGCGAGACUACGUCUGCGUCCUGGAUGUCGACCUGCUGGAGCUCGUGAUCAAAACCUGGAAGGGGGACACGGAGGGCAAGCUGAGCCAGCCGCGGUUCGAGCUCCGCUGCUCCAACAACGUGGUGCACGUGCACAGCUGCGCCGACUCCUGCGCGCUGCUCGUCAACCUGCUGCAGUACGUCACCGGCUCGGGCGACCUGCACCCCCCGGCCCGGCCCCCCAGCCCCACCGAGAUCGCCGGCCAGAAGGUGCAGCUGUCGGAGAGCCCCGCCUCGCUGCCCGCCUGCGCCCCGGUGGAGACGGCCGUCAUCAACCAGCGGGACCUGGCCGACGCCCUCCUGGACCCCGAGCGUGGCCUGCAGGAGCUGGCCCAGCCCACAGGCGGCCCCCUGCCUCGAGCCUCGCCCGUGUCGGUCUACCUGUUCCCGGGUGAACGGAGUGGGGCCCAGCCCCCCGCCACCCCGGGCGCCGACCCCGCGGGAUCCCGCUCCGAGCCCCAGGAGGAAGAAAAGGAAGAGGAGGCAGACGGAGACACGCUGGACAGCGACGAGUUCUGCAUCCUGGACGCCCCCGGCCUGGGCAUCCCGCCCCGGGACGGGGAGCCUGUGGUGACCCAGCUGCAGCCGGGCCCCAUCGUGGUGCAGGACGGCCACUUCUCGCGGCCGCUGGGCAGCACCGACCUGCUGCGGGCGCCGGCCCACUUCCCGGUGCCCUGCACCCGAGUGGCGCUGCGCGAGGUGUCGCUCGUCUGGCACCUCUACGGCGGCCGGGACUUCGGCGCCCACCCCAGCCACCGGACGAGAGUUGGCCUCGGGGCCCCCCGGGGCUCCCCCUCCCGAAGCUCUGGCGCCAACCGGCCCCAGAAUUCCUGGCGGACCCAGGGGGGCAGCGGGAGGCAGCACCACGUGCUCAUGGAGAUCCAGCUCAGCAAGAUGAGCUUCCAGCACGAGGUGUACCCGGCCGAGCCCCCCGCCGAGCCCCCCGCCGGCCCAGGCCGGGAGCUGGAGGAGCGGCCGCUGUCGCGCCAGGUGUUCAUCGUGCAGGAGCUGGAGGUCCGCGACCGCCUGGCAGCCUCGCAGAUCAACAAGUUCCUGCACCUGCACACGAGCGAGCACAUGCCCCGGCGCGCCCACUCCAACAUGCUCACCAUCAAGGCGCUGCACGUGGCCCCCACGACCAACCUGGGGGGCCCCGAGUGCUGCCUGCGGGUCUCGCUGAUGCCGCUGCGGCUCAAUGUGGACCAGGACGCGCUGCUCUUCCUCAGGGAUUUCUUCUCCAGCCUGGCGGCCGGCAUCCACCCCCUGGUCCCUGUGGACACGUGUGCGGAGGCUCACCCUGAGGCCCAGGUCCAGCCCCGGGAUGGGCAGCCUGAGGGCUCCGAGACUGCGGGGGCCCCCGAGGCCGCCCUCGGCACCCCAUCCACGGAGCAGCAGCCCAUCUACUUCAGGGAGUUCCGCUUCACGUCUGAGGUGCCCAUCUGGCUGGACUACCACGGCAAGCACGUCACCAUGGACCAGGUGGGCACCUUCGCGGGGCUCCUCAUCGGCCUGGCCCAGCUCAACUGCUCCGAGCUGAAGCUGAAGCGGCUGUGCUACCGGCACGGGCUGCUGGGCGUGGACAAGGUCCUGGGCUACGCGCUCAACGAGUGGCUGCAGGACAUCCGCCGGAACCAGCUGCCCGGCCUGCUGGGGGGCGUCGGCCCCAUGCACUCGGUGGUCCAGCUCUUCCAGGGCUUCCGGGACCUGCUGUGGCUGCCCAUCGAGCAGUACCGGAAGGACGGCCGCCUCAUGCGGGGCCUGCAGCGCGGCGCCGCCUCCUUUGGCUCGUCCACGGCCUCCGCCGCCCUGGAGCUCAGCAACCGGCUGGUGCAGGCCAUCCAGGCCACCGCCGAGACCGUCUACGACAUCCUGUCGCCUGCAGUCCCCGUGUCACGCUCCCUCCAGGACAAGCGCUCAGGCCGGAGGCUGCGGAGGGGCCAGCAGCCGGCUGACCUCCGGGAGGGCGUGGCCAAGGCCUACGACACUGUCCGCGAGGGCAUCCUGGACACCGCCCAGACCAUCUGUGACGUGGCGUCGCGGGGCCACGAGCAGAAGGGGCUGACGGGCGCCGUGGGCGGCGUGAUCCGCCAGCUGCCCCCCACGGUGGUGAAGCCCCUCAUCCUGGCCACGGAGGCCACGUCCAGCCUGCUGGGCGGGAUGCGCAACCAGAUCCGCCCCGACGCACACAAGGACCAGGCGCUCAAGUGGCGCUCGGACGAGACGCAAGACUGAGCGGGGCGCGCCGGGACCCGCGGGCGCUGCCCCCCGCCCCCGCCCCGCCGGCCCGCCCCGGUGACUCCCGGAGUCCGGCCGCGCCCCGGGUGGCCCUAUGGACCAGGAAGGAGCCGCCCACGGGGUGGGGCGCCCGCUCCAAUCUGCACUUUCCCUCCGGGGCCAGAGGCCGCUGCGCCCCCCCCCCCCACCUGGGCCCACACUGCUGCCUUGGCCCGGGACAGAGGCCCUCGGACCCUCGGACCUUCCUCAGCCAAGUGUCCGCGUCGCUGGGAGGCGGGCCAGACACCUGUGUUCAAUGUAUUAUUUUUAAGCUCCUCGAGUGGGUCAGUCUCUGCAUGAAGUGGAAUAAACUGCCCGCCGCCAGCCUG